GAAGAAGAGAGACUGCUUUUGGGGGGAGAAUAGACACAAGCCUGACAAUCUCAUAUAAAUGCACAUGAGCGCAAACACCAUGAUAUUUAUGAUUCUGGGGGCGUCCGUUGUUAUGGCAAUAGCUUGCUUGAUGGACAUGAACGCUCUUUUGGAUCGUUUUCACAAUUAUAUCUUACCGCAUCUGAGAGGAGAAGACCGGGUCUGUCACUGCAACUGUGGGAGGUACCAUGUUCAUUACGUUAUCCCGUACGACGGAGACCAGUCAGUUGUGGAUUCGUCAGAAAAUUACUUUGUCACCGACAAUGUAACCAAGCAAGAGAUUGAUCUGAUGCUGGGACUCUUGUUGGGGUUUUGUAUAAGCUGGUUCCUGGUCUGGAUGGAUGGGGUUCUGCAUUACGCAGUUAGGGCAUGGCGGACCAGCAGACGAUACGACAAUUCCUGGUCCUGGAUUCCAAAGUUCUGUAACUUGAGGCAUUUUCGGAAACGGCACCCGCGGCAAUAUGACGACACCAGCGGGAAUAUGGUUCACAUUAAGCAGAAGCUGUAUCAUAAUGGCCACCCGAGUCCCAGGCAUCUCUGAGGUGCCCUCCACAGACAAUAUCCUCUAAAAUAAAAGGGGAUAUAGGACUGUUCUUUCCUUUUGAGGAAAAAAAACAAACAAACGAAAGACAGUGAAUUCAUUUUCCGAAAUGGGAAGACAGUAGGAAAACAGUUUUCUUCCUUCAUAUCCUUGUUCUCCUACCCUUAUAUGGUAGGGAAAGGACUCUAUAUAGAAAGUUGAAGGGAUUCCAACUUUGGACCUUCGUUCAUGCCAUCAGGCAUCUGAUUUUAGUUUCGAACUUCUGUAAAUAUGUAAAAGAAAAAAAAAAAUAUAAAAAAAGUGUCAUUAACACUUCAAAAAGUGCAAGGUGUGGAAACCUCAAAAUUUAUUCUGCGUUUUGUGUGUAUGUAGUGGUGGGGGAAUGGGCAGUUGAGUGUCUUUUGUUGCAUAAUGCUGUAAAAUUUGGUAGCACACUACUUUAAAAGAGAAACAGGACUUUCUUAGUUGCUGACAAGUCUGUAAUAGAAUUAAAUUGUCUCCUUUCUGCCAAAUAGAGAAGAAUACACUGUACAUCUUAGCAGGACUGCUAAAACAUCUGGAAUGAUGGUCUUUAAUGGACCAUACCAUCUUCAGUCCCACCUCCUCUUUGUCUAAGGGAUCUCCAGCAGUAUUUUAAAGUGCAGUAUCACUUUUUU
Spea bombifrons (plains spadefoot toad) is the source of this 1236-nucleotide messenger RNA. RefSeq names its product transmembrane protein 240 (gene TMEM240). The transcript is spliced from 4 exons. The record is from RefSeq and is a predicted model, not a curated record. NCBI's taxonomy places the organism in Eukaryota, Metazoa, Chordata, Amphibia, Anura, Pelobatidae. Bases 59 to 580 code for a protein of 173 amino acids.